AUGGCUUUUCAACAAUGGAGCAUUUCAAAUAAUAACUUCACCUAUAAGAUCCCUAGCCACCGGGCAGAUGUAGAAGAGCUUAAGAUUCCAAGGUUUAAAUUUGGUUUUGACUUUGAAGCAUCGGAAGCUCUGAAAGGGUUGGGGUUGAAUCUACCAUUGGAGACUAUCAUCCACAAGUCUUGCAUUGAGGUUGAUGAAGUGGGAUCCAAAGCUGCAGCAGCUGCAGCUGUGAUCGGCAUCGGCGCUUGUGGUCUUGCGGAGAAGAAGUAUGACUUCGUGGCUGAUCAUCCUUUUCUCUUCCUUGUUAAAGAAUGGAGAAGUGGAGUGGUUCUGUUCCUUGGCCAAGUUCUUGAUCCUUCCAUGCAUUAA
Molecule: messenger RNA, 369 nt
Organism: Raphanus sativus (radish)
Lineage: Eukaryota; Viridiplantae; Streptophyta; Magnoliopsida; Brassicales; Brassicaceae
Product: serpin-Z3
Exons: 3
Coding region: 1-369 (122 amino acids)
Molecular function (GO): serine-type endopeptidase inhibitor activity
Source: RefSeq, a predicted model, not a curated record